ACCAGAACGCGCUGGCAGGAGAGAGAGUGUUCACAACAUUGAGAUAAAAGACGUGGUGUAUGAAGAUGACACAGACGGUCCAGACAAAUGGGGUUCAACCCCUCAGCAAGACCUGGGAGCUCAGUCUAUAUGAAUUACAGAGAACUCCACAGGAGGCCAUCACGGAUGGUCUGGAGAUUGCAGUGUCCCCACGCAGCCUGCACAGUGAGCUUAUGUGUCCCAUCUGCCUGGACAUGCUGAAGAACACUAUGACCACCAAGGAAUGCCUGCACCGUUUCUGUGCCGACUGCAUCAUCACUGCUCUCAGAUCAGGGAAUAAGGAGUGUCCAACAUGCAGAAAGAAGCUGGUGUCUAAGCGCUCUCUUCGUCCAGACCCUAACUUUGACGCUCUGAUCAGUAAGAUCUACCCCAGCAGAGACGAAUACGAAGCCCACCAGGAGAGAGUGCUGGCCCGCAUCAGCAAACACAACAACCAGCAGGCGCUCAGCCACAGUAUCGAAGAAGGCCUAAAAAUCCAGGCCAUGAACAGACUGCAGCGGGGGAAGAAGCAUCAAAUUGAAAACGGCAGCGGGGCAGAGGACAAUGGGGACAGUUCACAUUGCAGCAAUGCAUCAGUGCACAGUAACCAAGAGGCUGGACCCAGCAUCAAACGAACCAAAACCUCAGAUGACUCUGGACUGGACAUGGACAAUGCCACUGAGAAUGGAGGAGGAGACAUUGCGCUGGAUGGAGUCAGCGAGAUUGAGCUCGUGUUUCGUCCUCACCCAACGCUGAUGGAGAAAGAAGACGCCGCUCAGACAAGGUACAUCAAGACUUCAGGGAACGCCACAGUGGACCACCUUUCCAAAUACUUGGCUGUCAGAUUGGCUCUGGAGGAAAUGCGCAAGAAUGGAGAGGCAAGCCCCAUCAAUGUAGAGGCCGCCAGUGAAAAACAGUACACAAUCUACAUCCCUACAGCAAGCAACCAGUUCACAGUCCUGAAUGGCUCUUUCUCCCUGGAGCUGGUGAGCGAAAAGUACUGGAAGGUCAACAAGCCCAUGGAGUUGUACUUCGCCCCAACGAAGGAACACAAAUGAGCCCUGUGAGACACAAGGGUCUUAAUUGACCCAGGACAGAUUGAAGGUUCAUCCUCUCCUCUCUUCUCUCUCUCCCUGUUCCUUUCUGUAUUUUUCUCGCUGUUUCUCCUCAUCUGGAGUUUACUAGUCUCUGGAUCCCUCAAUAACUGUGCUGCUUUGAUUUGGUUUUGUUUUUUGUAUGGCUUUUUGUAUGGGAAUGAGACUAGGGUCCUUCAUCGGGGUUGGAGGGACAUUGAAGUUUUGGAUUCAUCCCCCCUCUUUAAGUUGACACAAUCGUUAUUACAUGUGAAGUCCUUUUUGCAUCAAGAGGACUGUGACGUUGCCUUCAACAAGCCAAAAUAUUAGUCUCCAAUUGCAACCGUAUCAUCAUGGGAAAGUCCUCUCGAGUGCUUCAUGUAAGACUCUGUCAGAAAGUGGCUUUUGUAGCCAAUGGCGCUGUCCAUUAUAAUCCGACUUGACCAAUGAUUUGAGAGAUUUCAAGUGCAUUUUCUGACAACACCAUUCCUGUAGCAGCAACAUUUGUUCACAAAUCUGACUGCAUCUUGACACUGUGUACCAGUACAUUGCGUUGGCUUGGGUCACAUGACAGCGUCAUGUCACUUGUCCGCAGUACUGUGUUGGUCAUCAGAUGUUUCGGGGAUUGUACAUACUACUAUCACUUUAUAGAAAACUACCUGGAACAUGUAUAUUAACACCACUGCUACAGAUAUUAUAGUACCGUUUCAUAAACACACACAGUUGGCAGUUGUAUAUUUGGACUCAGUUUUUGAUAGUUGCAUUUUUCUUAGAUGCUUCAUCUAAAGACAUGGAAAACCUUUUAGAGCAUUAAGUGUUUUUAGUUUGACAUCCUCGACAUUCAUUUGAGUUCAUGUUGUGGUUUGGAAAAAAUGUAUAAGACGUUCUUUGUUUGAAAAAUAAAUAAAAAAUGUAUGCAAAUGCUGCA
Messenger RNA from Danio rerio (zebrafish), 2019 nucleotides. It is a transcript of the gene rnf2, whose product is annotated as ring finger protein 2. Gene Ontology annotation, cellular component: cytoplasm; ubiquitin ligase complex; chromosome. Gene Ontology annotation, biological process: protein ubiquitination; nervous system development. Gene Ontology annotation, molecular function: ubiquitin protein ligase activity. NCBI's taxonomy places the organism in Eukaryota, Metazoa, Chordata, Actinopteri, Cypriniformes, Danionidae. The record is from RefSeq and is marked validated.